GCGGCCGGCGGCCAUGGCGCUGCUCGAGCACGAGAGCCAGAUCUUCCUGGACCUCUUCCACCAGGAUGGGCUGGUGAUCUGCGCCCGCGGGCUCGGCAUCGACCGCCUGCUGCUGCGCUUCCUCCGCCUCUACUGCGAACCCGCCAGCCUGGUGCUGGUGCUGAACACCAGCCCCGCCGAGGAGGAGUAUUUUAUUGAUCAGCUGAGGUCAGAUGGAGUCGUUCAUCUUCCUCGGCGUGUUACCAAUGAAAUUAUAAAUAAUACUCGAUAUGAAUUUUACACGCAAGGAGGAGUCAUCUUUGCAACAAGUCGAAUCCUUGUGGUAGAUUUCCUUACUGACAGGAUUCCAGCAAACCUCAUUACUGGCAUUUUGGUAUACAAAGCACACAGAAUCAUUGAGUCCUGUCAGGAAGCAUUUAUAUUGCGACUUUAUCGCCAGAAGAACAAACAAGGCUUCAUUAAGGCUUUUACAGACAACGCAGUUGCAUUUGACACUGGCUUUUGCCACGUGGAAAGAGUGAUGAGAAAUCUUUUUGUCAGGAAACUUUACCUGUGGCCAAGAUUUCAUAUAGCAGUGACCUCAUUUUUAGAGAAGCAUAAACCUGAAGUGGUGGAAAUACAUGUGUCAAUGACCCCUGCUAUGCUUGCAAUCCAGACUUCAAUCCUGGACAUUUUGAAUGCAUGUUUGAGAGAGCUCAAACGUUACAAUCCAUCUCUUGAAGUAGAAGAUCUAUCUUUAGAAAAUGCUAUUGGUAAACCUUUUGACAAGACAAUCCGUCACUAUUUAGAUCCUCUGUGGCAUCAGCUUGGAGCUAAAACAAAAUCUUUGGUCCAGGAUUUGAAGAUACUACGUACUUUGCUACUGUAUUUAACUCAGUAUGAUUGUGUCACUUUCCUUAAUCUUCUGGAGUCACUGAAAGCAAGUGAAAAAGCUUUUGGUGAGAAUUCAGGUUGGCUGUUUCUGGACUCCAGUACUUCAAUGUUUGUAAAUGCUCGAGCGAGAGUUUAUCGCAUUGCAGAUGAGAAACUGAAUCAGAAAGGCAAAGUUUCUGAAAAAAGUGAUGUAAAGAAGGAAAAUGAAGUGAAAAAGGAAUUGGUUCUAGAAAGUAACCCCAAAUGGGAAGCUUUGAGAGAAGUACUGAAAGAGAUUGAAAAUGAGAAUAAGAACAGUGAAGACCUUGGUGGUCCAGGGCAAGUGCUUAUUUGUGCCAGUGAUGACCGAGCUUGUGCACAGCUCCGGGAGUACAUUAUUACUGGAGCUGAAGCUUUUUUAACAAGGCUGUAUAACAAAACCUUCGGAAAGGAUGAGAAAGCUGAAGAAGUGUGGCUUAAGGAACGAAAAACUGUGAAGUCCAAAGGAAAUUCCAGACCAGACUCAGGGCCUCAAGCCAAAAAAGCCAAACUUGCAGCUUCUUCAAAACAAAACAAACACAAGAAGCAGCAAGACCGGACUAUAAUUGAAAUGAUAGGGAAAACUGAGGAGGAAAAAACAGAGGAGUUAGAGGUGGAAGAGAACAAAGAAUUAAACAGUAGCCAGGAAAGCAGCAUUGAAGAUGCCAUUCCUGAAGAUUUCCAAAUGAAUUUACCCUCAGAUUGUUACUAUGGAAUUUUCAAGAACCCGCUCACAAUUAUUCAUCCGUUGCAGGGCUGCAGUGAUCCCUAUGCACUCACUCGGGUACUGCAUGAAGUAGAACCAAGAUAUGUUGUACUAUAUGAUGCAGAACUGACUUUUGUUCGGCAGCUGGAAAUCUACAAGGCGAGCAGGCCUGGGAAGCCACUGAGGGUUUAUUUCCUCAUAUAUGGUGGCUCAACAGAAGAACAGCGCUACCUCACAGCUCUAAGAAAAGAGAAGGAGGCCUUUGAAAAACUCAUUCGAGAGAAGGCCAGCAUGGUUAUUCCUGAAGAAAGAGAAGGAAGAGAUGAAACAAACUUAGACCUAAUACGAGAUGCUAAACCUGCUUCUGCUUCUACGGAUACACGCAAAGCAGGUGGACAGGAGCAGAAGAGCAUUCAGCAAACUGUCAUAGUGGAUAUGCGGGAGUUUCGUAGUGAGCUUCCAUCACUGAUUCAUCGCCGUGGUAUUGAUAUUGAGCCUGUUACUUUGGAAGUUGGAGAUUAUAUUUUAACUCCCGAUAUCUGUGUAGAGCGGAAGAGUAUCAGUGAUCUGAUUGGUUCCUUAAAUAAUGGAAGACUGUACUCACAGUGCAUUUCUAUGUCCCGUUACUAUAAGCGACCGAUUCUCCUCAUCGAAUUUGAUCCUAACAAACCUUUCUCCUUGAUUCCCCGAGGCUCUCUACAUCAGGAAAUUUCCAGUACUGACAUUACUUCAAAACUAACCCUGCUUACACUCCAUUUCCCAAAGCUACGCAUCCUGUGGUGUCCCUCUCCCCAUGCUACAGCUGAACUGUUUGAAGAGUUAAAACAAAACCACCCCCAACCUGAUGCAGAAGCAGCAAUGGCUGUCACAGCAGAUUCUGAAAUUCUUCCCGAGUCAGACAAAUACAACCCCGGUCCUCAGGACUUUCUGUUAAAAAUGCCAGGUGUUAAUGCAAAAAACUGCCGUGCCUUAAUGAACCACGUUAAAAGCAUUGCAGAGUUAGUGACGCUUUCAAAGGACCAACUCUCUAAAAUCUUGGGUAACGCUGCCAAUGCCACACAACUUUUCGACUUUAUUCACUUGACCUAUGGAGAAGCCAUAUCUAAAGGAAAAAACAAAAGAUGACUAAUGAGAUUGUUCAACAUGGGGCAUAGAUAAGCUUUUCUUGUGCAGUACUUUGGCAAAGCACAUGAAAUAUUUUAAUAAAUGCCCUCUAAGAUAACCAGCUGUUUCUUGCUAAUGCUGUUCCAUCAGUUUUAACAUUGGAGUUAAUUAUUACCGAAGGCAAGUUUCAAGGGGAAUAAAAAAAGUUUUUUAGUAGAGAAAUGCAAAUGAUUUUUAUUGUUCCUACAGCACUUUAACCAAUUCUAUAAUAUCACUGAAUGAGCUAAAUGAAGUUCUUCAGCAAGUCCAUAAGAAUUAAUUGCCAAAACUAAUUAAUAAAGGUGUUUUCUUUCAAAAGUUAUUAUGUCUUGUUAAAGCUAAAAAUGUACUGUUUUUAAUAGUAUGUGUGACCUGCUGCAUGAUGUGUCACUUUGCUUUUGCAUUUUAUUAAUGUCUUGCUCUCUGGAAGCUGCCAAUUUUUGAUUGACAGUGAUGGAACUAUUUGAAACACAUCGUGGUCUUUUGUCACUAGUUCAUUUAGAAGAACAUACUUGGGCUCAAUUGUGAAUUGUAGAACAUCAUUAUAAGCCUUUGUCACAGUAAACUGCAAUUGUAUGGUACAUUCUAUAUUAUACUUAUUUACUUUACUAGAAGUUACACUUUCUUCUUUGACAUUCCAAAGGCAAGACAGCUGUAUGUUGCUAGAUUUUGCAAAGUGCAUUUCUUUGGUCUAGAUUGGAUAGAAAUUCCACAGUGGCACAAUACAACAUAUUCUCAACGUGCCUUACUUCUUAAGAUGCUUUAUUUUUUUAAUCACUUUUGAUAGCUCUUUCACCUCCUUCACUUGACAGUGAAAAAUCUAGCUGUACUGUUGGGACUAUUCCUUUUUACCAGAGCAUAUUUUCUCUCAUAACAUGCAGUAGUUUUCUAAGUAACGUUUUCCAAGUGUAUUGAGAAGUUCAUCAAAUACUAUCUUCUUUCUGUGUCCUGUUGCACUUACAUUUUAAUGUCUUAAAUAGACCAUCUGUCAAUAAAUUCAGUAAAGCUAUUGUCAUCUGGAAGAUGAAACUUCUAGCAUUCUGUGUAAUGUAAAACAGGAAUAGUUGUUCUUUUGAUAGUUUGUGAAUAUGUAUAUUGUUAAAAACCUAUAUUCUGCACUGGGCUUUGAUGUGACAACUAUGUAGCAAACUGCCAUUGCCAAAAGGGUUGGUCUUGUGUCAAUACAUGCUAAUGUAUUUACAUUGGCUAUUUACAAAAUCUUUAUCUGUAAUGCCUUGCACAUAUGUAUUUAUACGAUUCUAAGGCAAACAAGAUCAAUAUAAUCUCCAUCAUUAAAGAAGAAAAUACUGAUUUUUCUGUAUUCAGGUUCAGUAAGAACUGUACUGUGCACUUUCAGGUGUAAUGUUUACUGUGCACUUUAAGGGUGACUUAUGAAUUUAACUUACAGUCUAGGACUGAGCUGUGACAGAUUUCCAAAGUGAACACUUUUAUACAGGUGCAAAUUUCAGUAUUAAAUACAUCCAUAACAGGAUUAAAAUUUGAGAAUUGUCUUGCUUCACUAUAUUUGUCUGUAUUGGAACAUUUUAAUUUUUAGUAUGUGGUUCAUAAUCCAGACCUUAGCAUUUCCAUUGCCCUAUAUUCUUAUUUAUUUAAUGUAAAAAGAAGUCUUUCCAUGAGACUCUUGCUUAUUUAAAUCAGUAAGAUCAGAAAUGCUCAGGCUUGAGGAUGCCUGUGAAGUGGUGCUAAGAGAACACAAAAUCAGAGUGAGAGCAUAACUGUCUUGAAUGCAUGGCCUGUAGAGGUGAGCUGAACAAGUUUUGAAAACAUGUAUUGUUUGUGCACUUGCAUCAUUAAGGUGUUUCAUGAGCUGUGGGUUGGUUUGUUUUUUUCAUGUACACUGCAUCUCAGCAGUGAAAUCUCAACGAUUUUUUUUUUCUUAAAUGUGUAUAAGGUGAAAAUGAAUAGUAUAUCAAGUUAGUGUUACAAAGUUGUAGUUUUGUGUUGUACACUAGAUCAGUAAAUGCAAUUAAAUAAUUUAAAUUUGUCUUUUGUUUAUAUAUGUGGAAUUUCUGUGAGGUUUUUUGAUAUUUUUCCAAUGAAGGAUUUGUCUUUUUCUUUAAAACAACCACAAGUAAUGUUGUAUGUUGUUAUUGCUUAUUUGCAAUUUGGCAUGUUGUCAUAUUAGCUUAGGUUGGAAGUUAGUGGUGUGUCCUUCUAGGGGAGUAGGCACAACUUGUGAAGGAAGGUGGAAGAGGCCUUAUCUCCUGAAACCACUGAACCCUGAGAUAACCAAACCAAAGAGUCUGCCUGUAUGCAGAUGCAACACAAUGUUGGAGUGAAUUAUGGCAUUCCUUAGGAUGCAUUCCCUGGCCUUAUGGUGUUCUUUAGCUUACUUUCAUCGACAGUCAUGAAAUUUUGUAGCUCUUGUCAUUGCUUGACGUUUUCUGUUUGUGUUUUCUUAUUAAAAAAAAAAAAAAGGAAAGAGAUUGUCUUCAGUUUAAGAGUGUCUCAGAUUCUUUCUUACACCCAAACCCAAAUUCCACAUUUCAAGGUCGCUGAAUGUGUGAAACUAGUUGGGAAUUAAGUUAACAAGCUGCUUGUUUCUGCAGUUUGCCCUAGGCUUUGAUUGCACAAGGUUUCUUCUCGAACAAUAAUAAACUCAAAAUCUUUUAGGAACAAAUUCAGCUUAUAGUGGCAAAUAUAUUUUGCACAAGAUGGAUCAUAUUGUAGUUCCAUAUUGUUGAUUCUGUAAAAUCCACACUGCUUAU
Messenger RNA from Colius striatus (speckled mousebird), 5469 nucleotides. RefSeq names its product ERCC excision repair 4, endonuclease catalytic subunit (gene ERCC4). Gene Ontology annotation, biological process: resolution of meiotic recombination intermediates; nucleotide-excision repair involved in interstrand cross-link repair; double-strand break repair via homologous recombination. The coding region runs from base 14 to 2722 and encodes 902 amino acids. Gene Ontology annotation, molecular function: single-stranded DNA binding; damaged DNA binding; single-stranded DNA endonuclease activity. The transcript is spliced from 11 exons. The record is from RefSeq and is a predicted model, not a curated record. Gene Ontology annotation, cellular component: nucleotide-excision repair factor 1 complex. Lineage: Eukaryota; Metazoa; Chordata; Aves; Coliiformes; Coliidae.